Panicum hallii is the source of this 931-nucleotide messenger RNA. RefSeq lists its product as uncharacterized. The record is from RefSeq and is a predicted model, not a curated record. The transcript is spliced from 2 exons. Bases 145 to 597 code for a protein of 150 amino acids. NCBI's taxonomy places the organism in Eukaryota, Viridiplantae, Streptophyta, Magnoliopsida, Poales, Poaceae.
CUUGUUCCUCCGUCUCGACGGCUCGCCACCUGCCCCGCUUCGCUCCACUCUCCCAGAGUCCGUCCCCUCCACCCCCCCAGCCGGAGCACGCCGCGGCGGCGGCCGCCUGCUCCUGCGCCUGCGCUCGCCGCACACGAGCGGCAGAUGGACACUGUGGCUCCCCGCCUGAGCCGCUCCUCGACGCGUUACGGGCCCGUCAGCAGCAGCGCGGCCUCCUUCAGCGGGCCCGUCCGGAAAUGGCGCAAGGCCUGGGUGCCCCUCGCCGGCGCCGCCGCCGCCGGGUCCGGGGGAGGGGCGUCACGGGGUGACAACAAGGUGGUGCUGUUUAGGUGGACGCCGGUGAACGGCGGCUCGGGAGGAGGGGGAGGCGCCGCCAGCGGCAUGGAGCCGGCGGCCGCGGGCAGGCGGCGCUACGUCCCGGCUGCAGGGGAGGCGGAAAACACUAGCAAAAAGGGCACCAGCAGCGAGCUCAACUUGAACCUCGAGCUGGAAGACCCCGAUGACGACACCGACGCCGAUAUGAGCACAGACGAGCCACGCGACGUGAAAGAUAGCAACCCGCGUCCAGAAAGCCGGUUGAAGCGGAAAGCAUUUUAGCCCCCUAGCAACCUAGAAAUGCAGAUCGGAGCACCAGCUUCGUCUUCCACCUGAACGUCCGCCUGCGAGGCGGAUUCGUGUACCAUAACCCAGCAUGUAACUUGUACCAGCCAGCCCGUCCUCUUAUGCCUAUUGCAGUGUAGAAUGAUGCAUAUCGUCGAUGAUCCGCCCUAGUGCCCUGUGCUUGCUUGUUAUCAUUUGUCACUCCUGUAAGAAGUUAGUCGUGAACCUUGUGUUGGUGUGUACUGCAACGUAGCAACGUGUUAAUGUGGAAAGUCUGAUGCUGGGAGCUGCUGGAGCAUGCGACCUCAGGAUCUCAGAUGUUUGUCUGAAA